Messenger RNA from Tachysurus fulvidraco (yellow catfish), 2200 nucleotides. RefSeq lists its product as uncharacterized. The transcript has 13 exons. The record is from RefSeq and is a predicted model, not a curated record. Bases 443 to 1276 code for a protein of 277 amino acids. NCBI's taxonomy places the organism in Eukaryota, Metazoa, Chordata, Actinopteri, Siluriformes, Bagridae.
GAGCUCAGUGUAACUCAUGAAUGUGGUUUGGUUUCUUUAUCCUGUAAUCCUCGUUACUGUUAGCAGUUACAUAUCUGGCAACCCAUGUCGGGGAUUUUAAACAGGGUACGUAGGUGAGGGGGGGGGGGGGUGCAUGGGAAUUGGUUUAAACGUGCAGGAGGAGCUGCUCAAGUCCUCACGCUCAAAAGUGAAAGUAAAUUGUGGGAGCUACAAAGGACCGGAGGAUUUUUUUCCACAACUGGAACGUGGAACACGCAGAGACAGACACGCAGAGACAGACACGCAGAGACAGACACGCAGAGACAGACACGCAGAGACAGACACACGGACACACGGACACACAGACAGACAGACAGAAGGGUCUCACACUCUGGUGGUCUUAUCGGACCGUAAUCAACUCAACGCAAAACAACUCAGUGCAGACUCAGAGUAAAAUGAGGAAAUGAGCUCUGAAAGUCACUACAUCAGCAUAAUGAAGGGGAAACUUCGGACCUUCUGGACUGUGCUGGCUGGAGUUUAUCUGACUGCAAGAGUGUGUGACGCUGGAUGCAUUAAACGCAGCUUUAAAGAACAUAUUACUAAAAACCUAUUAGUGGAUCACUGGUUUCAGAUGAAGAAUUUCACCCCCACUGGUGAGGAGGUUACGGAACAGCAUGAAUUCUUCUCUGUACUUAACACCAUCUGCUCAAGUCUGAUAAUGAACAAAGAAUUUAUCACCUCAGACCCUGAUGAUGCAGAAUCACAGGGAAAAGUCAUGUUUACUUACAUAGACAUGGUCAAAGAACUGGUAAAUCGCAGUAACUGGACUAAUGAUGCCACCGUACAGUUUUGUAGUAAAUCUUGUUCUGAAUCUUAUGGCAUUAGCUUCAUCAACACAACACAGUUUGAGAAAAUCUAUAAAAAAGUGUGUGUACAGAGCGGAACAUUGCCAGCCUGUCCGUCUCCUCCCGACACAACAACAGCGACGAUUCAGAGAACCACAAUCACUUCUGUGUCAGAAACGCAGACGUCCAGUGGUGACGGAAAUGCUUCAGGAUAUGCCAAAACAUGUGAUGACCUGACGUCAUGCCCGAUAGUGUCAGCAGUGGUGUUUAUCAUCGCCGUGAUCAUCAUCAUCAUCGCCGUCAUUAUCGUUUUCUUCUUCACACGCAGCAACAAAAACAACAAUAACGAACAGGCAUCUAUUAAUCAGGAGUCAACACAUCUACAGGAUCUACACAUCAUAAACACAGAUUUUAUCAGCCAGGAGCCGAAUAAUGAGAGACCUGAAGAGUAGUGAAGAUACUUCAGUGUAGGGUAAUUUGCUGGAUGCAUCAUGAAUAAACCAGCAGUCUACUGAGUGUUGGACAUAACUGCAGUGUGCAGUGAAGGGGAUUAAAGUAAAAUCACUGUAUUAAUGGCAGCUGAAUUAUGGACUGGAGCAGUAAAUAUUUAAAUAAGUGACUCUACCUGAAGGAGGACACUGUAGUAAGGGAAAGAUACGUGUGUGGAAUACUGAAGACAAUCUCAAAGAAAUACUUUGGCUACAAACAGAGACUGUUGGUCCUAAGCAUCCUGGAGAAGAAACAUGCGACCUGCUUCAUUAUUUAAUAACUAAGUGAACUAUAAACAAUAUUUUCUAAUAUAUUUAACUUAAUUGCAUGUUUAUUGUUCGCAUCACCACACCUACACAUUCCACUCAGAUAUCAACAAGCUGCAGCUAAUGAGAUGCACACAGUUCUGUUCCAUUCAUAAGCUAAUAUACUGUGUAUAUAUAAAUGUAUAUAUGUGUGUGUGUGUGUGUGUGUGUGUGAGUGUGUGUGUGUGUGUGUGUGUGUGUGUGUGUGUGUGAGUGUGUGUGUGAGUGUGUGAGAGAGAGAGAGAGAGAAAUGAUGUUGCAGUUGUAAAUUAACAUAGAAAAGAGAUAAAGAAACAUUUCACCUUUUCAACAAAAUCCCAAUCUCCAUUUUAACAUUAAAGCUGUUAAAUGUUCUAACAUCUGGAUCUGAUGAUAUUGUGUGAUGCAGUAAGUCUUUGUUUUCAUGUGGUUUGUUUUCUCUGUUUCACACUUUGGAAACUUCACUGAAUGUUCAGUAAUUUAAAAAUUUACUAAUUUUAUAUGUUUUAAAUAAAAUGUCAAACUAAAGACACAUGAGACUCCGUGCACAGGGCCAGAAACCUGAAAAAGUCUUACAUUAAAAAUAAACUAAAUAAUACAUAA